AUGAGUUUUGGUAAAUCAAACACACACGCAACGGACGAUGAUUUUAAAUCACCGGUGACGAAAACCGAUGAGCUUCUCGUGACAAGCGAGCUACCCACUAACCACAAGGAUACUGACAAUAAAACUGAAGAUUGUCUAGAAAAUUCUAAGUGUCAGUCCGAUAAAAGCCCAGACUAUCCCCCAAUGGAUGGUGCAAUGAAGUUAAUGUCAGACAAAUCAUCGAUGGAAUCCGAGCAGAACUCUAAAGGUCAUGAAUAUGAGACCAUUGAUGAGGACACAUUGGAUACGAAUCCAAAGCAAUCGACUUAUCCACCACCACAGAUUCCGAUGUUAGAUCCGCCUAACAGAGCAAAGUCCACAUCAUCCCUCAAAUCAGUGCGGAUAGUGGACGUAGCAAAUUCUUACAUGGAUCGAUCAACCCCAACAACGGAAGAAAACAGACAGAUACUAUUAACAGGAAUCAGAAAAAACAUUUCCAUAAAAGAAAUCGAAACCAUACUGAAAUCGGAUUUACUUAAAAGAAGUGAUGACCUUGAAGAAAUUAAGGUCGACAGAGUUCACGGAGAAGCCGUUGUUACGUUGAAAAACGGAAGAGCUGCUAGCGAUGUCUUGGAUAAAGCAAAACGCUGAAGGGAAAGUAACAUUGCAAGA
Ruditapes philippinarum (Manila clam) is the source of this 651-nucleotide messenger RNA. RefSeq lists its product as uncharacterized. The transcript is spliced from 4 exons. The coding region runs from base 1 to 630 and encodes 209 amino acids. NCBI's taxonomy places the organism in Eukaryota, Metazoa, Mollusca, Bivalvia, Venerida, Veneridae. The record is from RefSeq and is a predicted model, not a curated record.